UUUACCCAAUAUAUUCCGUCUCCGAAGCCACGACGGAGAAUGCAAGGCGUGAACGAUGUGGGAACUUUUGUACUACCCGCCGUGGGCCAGAUCGGCCAUGACGGCUUUCGGUCAGUUUUCACCAGGUUGAUGGCUUCCGGAGCAAGCAUGCCACCUUGA
Molecule: messenger RNA, 159 nt
Organism: Trichoderma asperellum CBS 433.97
Lineage: Eukaryota; Fungi; Ascomycota; Sordariomycetes; Hypocreales; Hypocreaceae
Source: RefSeq, a predicted model, not a curated record